This is a messenger RNA of Sparassis crispa, 810 nucleotides long. RefSeq lists its product as hypothetical. The transcript has 5 exons. Gene Ontology annotation, molecular function: metal ion binding. The coding region runs from base 1 to 810 and encodes 269 amino acids. Lineage: Eukaryota; Fungi; Basidiomycota; Agaricomycetes; Polyporales; Sparassidaceae. The record is from RefSeq and is a predicted model, not a curated record.
AUGUCCGACCUUCUGUAUGCGGACAUGACGUAUUGUUCGCUCUGUGACCGAUACUUUCCCGGGGAAGAGGCCCGAGCUCAGCACGUUCAGCUUUCUCCCAAUCACCCCAGGUGCGAGCUCUGUCAUCGUCGGUUUGCCAACAAGAAUUCUCUGAGAAAUCAUUGGGUAUACUCGCCUCGUCAUCAUUACUGUGCCGUCUGCGAGAGAGACUUCCGCACGGCUGCUGGACUCAGAGUGCACGUUGAGUACGCCGCUGUUCAUCGCGACGACUCCGAUGACGAUUCGGACGACGAGCUCGACGAUGUCGAUGACUCAGCCGAAGGCUGGGAGGACGAAAUCGGCCGCACGGCUUUUCCAGAGGAGAACGAGCGUGCGGACGACGAUAUCAGCGACAUAGACGACGGGUACUCGGUGGGGGACGAGUAUUGGGACGAAGAUGACGAGACGGAAUUUGAAGAAAAUAGAGACGCUUAUUAUGGUUUCGCAUCCUCUGCCUCUACUUUGUUGCAGCGAGCCGACAGCACACGCUCUUCAGGUAGCGAGGAUAACUCUCACCUUGAGCUCCCUGCGUCCGAACCUAAACAUGCGCUUCGUGUCGAACAUCCAUUGAACAAACCAUGCGAAGCUAGUGUCCUCUUCAACUGUCCCCUAUGCCUCGAGCCGCCGAAAGAGAGCAGCGCUACGCGCUGCGGCCAUUUGUUCUGCACGCCAUGCAUAAUUCAUGCGCUGUCGGGUAAGAAGCUGUGUCCCCUAUGCCGCAAGCCUGCUUCCCCCAGGCAGCUCCGCAGAAUAUACCUGUCCGCUGCUUGA